Molecule: messenger RNA, 369 nt
Organism: Symbiodinium sp. CCMP2592
Lineage: Eukaryota; Dinophyceae; Suessiales; Symbiodiniaceae
Source: the annotation of a GenBank genome assembly
AUGAAGCUUGAUGGUGAGAUCGUCGGAAACCGCCGCUUGCAAACCCGCAACCUGGUGCCGUGGCAGGGCGGUGAAGGUGGGGAUCUCGCAACGUGGCAGGACGACCUUGCUACCUGGAAAGUGGGCGGCUGGGACCAGUUCCAGGGUCGCCAGUCCACCUACAAGUUCGAAACGUACACGACGCAUCUUCAGCGCCCUUCGCCUCUGCUUGCUCAGCUCGCUGAUCUGAUAGCUCGAGAUGUCGAAGGCGGUCGUGGGACGAGGCCCUGCUCUUGGUGCGGAGCUCCUGGCGCUUUUUUGGGCGAGGCCCUGUGCUCUCAGCAGCGAUUUGGUCGUGGCCCUGAAUCGAGGAGUUGUGCGUUGCCGUGA